This is a messenger RNA of Saprolegnia diclina VS20, 944 nucleotides long. RefSeq lists its product as hypothetical. The transcript is spliced from 4 exons. NCBI's taxonomy places the organism in Eukaryota, Oomycota, Saprolegniomycetes, Saprolegniales, Saprolegniaceae. The coding region runs from base 42 to 857 and encodes 271 amino acids. The record is from RefSeq and is a predicted model, not a curated record.
CCGCCUUUUUCACAGGUCGAAACCGACGCGUCGCAGCGACCAUGGACAUCGCCCGGAUGCUUGGCGUCGUGUGUCUCCUCCUUGCGUCGGCAGACGCUACUAUGUGCUUGGCCAGCGGAAUGAGUGCAGCAUUGACGUCAGCACGGUACCCGCUGUCGUUUUGCCCGUUCACGCAGGCCCGAUGCUGCCUUCCCGCGCACGACCAAGCUAUCCUAACCCAGUUCUUACAGCUCAUCUCGGCAGGCGCAACUUGCGCUGAGACGCUGAACCCCGCCAAGACGAGCCUCGCCCGCGUCAUGUGCGCAGCCUGCAAUCCAUUUUCCCCACAGUUUCUCUCCCCACCCAUCAGUGCUUCGUUCUUUACGACACCAAAGACAUUUAAAGUGUGCAGUCGGCUCGCGGCCCUUGCCGCGCCCGCCAACUUUGAUUCGUGCGGCUUGAACCAGCUGGCAUACCGCGGCUCGGUGUGCUCGCCCAACAACCCCGCGACAUCGCAGACUUGGUCGACAUGCUCGACCGGCGCGUAUGUGUGCCAGAGCGCCAUGACGCAGACCUUCUACUGCCAGCCUACGCCGUGCGUCGCCACGGACGUUCCGAGUGGCUUUGCCAACGCCCCGUGCGAUGCGGUUGAGAACACGUGCAGCUCGGCCUUCCUUUUCCUCAACGACAAUGGCGCCGCCAAACCCGUCUUUUACGAAAAGUACCCCGUCGAGAUCGUCGACGCAGCGAACGGGACGUGCUUGGAUGUGGACGACUCGCUCCUUUUGCUGGCCACAGCAGCGAGCCCCAGCGCCCAUCGCGAUGCGAUCACAAGCUUAGUGUGGAUCGUCGUAUUCUACUUUGUGGCGUUGUACUAGUGUCACUUGAGCUCAUUCGAAUAUAUCCUGUGCAAAAUGCACUUACUGUUUAGAGCUGCCAAUCGCUUGACUAAACUACCAAACCAG